AUGCCUGCCGCCGGAAUCCCCAUCGGAGCGGGGAACAAGGAGUACCCCGGAAACCUAACUCCGUUCGUCACCAUAACAUGUGUCGUCGCAGCCAUGGGUGGUUUAAUCUUCGGCUAUGAUAUAGGAAUUUCUGGUGGUGUUACGUCAAUGAAUCCAUUUCUUGAGAAGUUUUUUCCGGCGGUGUACCGGAAGAAAAACGCGCAACAUUCGAAAAACCAGUACUGUCAAUAUGAUAGUGAGACACUGACGUUGUUUACUUCCUCGUUGUACCUGGCGGCGCUUUUGUCUUCGGUGGUUGCGUCCACGAUCACCAGAAGGUUUGGCCGGAAACUUUCCAUGCUUUUCGGAGGUUUGCUUUUUCUUGUCGGUGCUCUCAUUAAUGGCUUCGCUCAAAACGUUGCUAUGUUGAUCGUGGGUCGGAUCUUGCUCGGGUUCGGUAUCGGGUUUGCUAAUCAGUCUGUGCCACUCUAUUUGUCUGAGAUGGCUCCGUACAAGUACAGAGGAGCAUUGAAUAUUGGAUUUCAGUUAUCGAUUACAAUUGGUAUACUUGUGGCCAAUGUGUUGAACUACUUUUUUGCGAAAAUUGAAGGUGGAUGGGGAUGGAGGUUGAGUUUGGGUGGUGCUAUGGUUCCUGCGCUUAUAAUAACCAUUGGUUCGCUAAUCCUUCCUGACACGCCUAAUUCGAUGAUUGAACGUGGCGAUCGUGAUGGUGCCAAGGCUCAACUAAAGAGAAUCCGUGGUGUUGAGGAUGUUGAUGAAGAGUUUAAUGAUCUUGUGGCUGCUAGUGAAACUUCGAUGCAGGUUGAGAAUCCUUGGAGGAAUUUGUUGCAGAGGAAAUAUAGGCCUCAGCUUAGUAUGGCUGUGUUGAUUCCGUUUUUCCAACAGUUUACUGGGAUUAAUGUUAUUAUGUUUUACGCGCCUGUGUUGUUUAACUCAAUUGGGUUUAAGGAUGAUGCUUCACUUAUGUCAGCCGUUAUUACCGGGGUUGUUAAUGUUGUUGCUACCUGUGUCUCAAUUUAUGGAGUUGAUAAGUGGGGUAGGAGAGCUCUUUUCCUUGAAGGCGGUACUCAAAUGCUUAUUUGUCAGGUUGCAGUUGCAAUUUCUAUUGCGGCUAAGUUUGGAACAAGUGGAGAACCUGGUGAUUUACCAAAGUGGUAUGCUAUAAUAGUUGUGUUUUUCAUAUGUGUAUAUGUUGCUGGAUUUGCUUGGUCAUGGGGUCCUCUUGGCUGGUUGGUGCCUAGUGAGAUUUUUCCAUUGGAGAUUCGUUCCGCCGCGCAGAGUGUCAAUGUGUCAGUCAACAUGCUCUUCACCUUCUUAGUUGCACAGAUUUUCUUGACCAUGCUUUGUCACAUGAAGUUUGGCUUGUUCCUGUUCUUUGCAUUCUUUGUUGUGGUGAUGACAAUUUACAUAUUCACCAUGCUUCCUGAAACUAAGGGAAUACCGAUUGAAGAGAUGGAUAGAGUAUGGAAAUCACACCCAUACUGGUCUAGAUUUGUUGAACAUGAUGACAAUGGUGUUGAGAUGGGCAAGGGAGGUGUUAAAAGUGUAUAA
This is a messenger RNA of Lathyrus sativus (Indian pea), 1551 nucleotides long. NCBI's taxonomy places the organism in Eukaryota, Viridiplantae, Streptophyta, Magnoliopsida, Fabales, Fabaceae. The record is from the annotation of a GenBank genome assembly.